AUGACUAUAAAGUUUCUUAAGUAUUUAGACAUUUCUAAUGAACUGGAGAAGACACAGAAAGCAGUGCCCAAUCCCUUGGAGAAACACACCCGGCUGUGUCUGAAACACCAAAGUAUGCUUUUAACACCUGAUGAUUGGUUAGAGCUCGGCGAUUUCUACAAAAUUUUCCGCAUUCCGGGCACUGCAUAUCAAAAGAUCACACGCCAGCUAAGCCGCAUUUGUUUACACUCCUCAAUUUGUUUAUUAACAGCAGCACUCGCUUUAGUGGAAGCUGAUGUUCGUAUACACUUCUUGCUGUUAUUUUUGAAAAUUUGGGCUAAACAUAUGCAAAUUGUGAAAUACGGUAAUAUGAGCAGCUAUUGUCUGAUGAUAUUGGCGAUAUUCUAUUUGCAACAGCCUCUAGAGAAUUACAACAAUUUGGCAAUUUUAUUGCCAAUAAAGAAGUUGCAAGCAAAUUGCAACGAGCAUUUCGGGCAAAGUGUGAAUUAUGCUUUUGAUGUACAAAGUAAUGAAAACAAACCUUGCCUGGCCCCCUCCAUAACUACUGAACUAACUGAAUUAAUGAAAGGUUUUUUUGGUUUUUAUAAAAGUUGUGACUUAUCUUCUGUACUGUCAUCUUAUUUGGGCAGCGCAAUUCCCCGUAACGAUUACGCCAAUGACAGCAUUAACUUCUUCGAAUAUCACAACCAGUUGCUUACUAUGAGUCAAUAUUUUGAUAAAGAUCCUGAAUGGCUUCGAAUUGAUACCUGUCUAUGCGUUCACGAUCCAUUCUGUCUUCAUCAGAAUGAGGCAAACUCUUUAAACGGGACUAAGACAGAAUAUUUUGAAUAUUGCCUGGCUAAUGUUUUUAGUAUUUUUAGUAUUUGUCAGAACAACGAUAACAUGGUAGAAUUGUAUGAGAAACUCAUCUUCGAUUUACACGAUCCGUUCGAAAUCUUACCAAUGAAAGUAAACGAAACAAAGCAUGUUGAGCCAACGGAAAACUUGAAUGGCACAUCGGAAAAACCACCAUUGUAUCGUCUGGAACUAGACGAAAAUUCAACGCAGCAAGAAGAAAACCGAUCACUUUCGAAGGACACUAGCAAAUGCGAAGACAUAAAAUCAUGGUUUAUUUCGGGUUCGACUGACUUAUGGACUAGCCGUUAUCAUCAGGAAACACACGAUCGAACAUUCAUGGAAUAUCGUAUGGAUCAAACCGAACGUUUAUACAAACCCAAUGCUCAAAAUCCAUUAUAUUCUCUGCACUAA
Glossina fuscipes is the source of this 1248-nucleotide messenger RNA. RefSeq lists its product as uncharacterized. Lineage: Eukaryota; Metazoa; Arthropoda; Insecta; Diptera; Glossinidae. The transcript is spliced from 4 exons. The record is from RefSeq and is a predicted model, not a curated record. Gene Ontology annotation, molecular function: RNA uridylyltransferase activity. Bases 1 to 1248 code for a protein of 415 amino acids.